UUCGCGUUGAUUCCAAACUUCACCACCGCAAUCGCAUACUUCUCAAACUUCACUUCUCUUCUUUUGGCCUCUGCGUUUUUUCAAUCCUUUUCCUCCGCCACUCAUAAAAAAAAUCCAUACUGAUCGCGUCGAGCGCAGCAAGCCUCUAUAAUCGAGUUUCCUUACUGCCACAUCUCGUUCUCGAACGACUGGUACACUAUCUACACUGCCUACUAGAGAGCCGAUAUCUCUUGAAAACUCGACAUACCGAAUUUGAAUCAUCUUUUGAUAUCCCCCGCAAGCAUCGCCAAUUACGCCCACGAUGUCCGGAGAGAACGACAGCGGAAGCCCUGCUGCGGAACGACAGGACGCACCCGCCGGCGGCAGCGAGCACCUUAAUAUCAAGGUGACGGACAACAACAACGAGGUCUUUUUCAAAAUCAAGCGCUCUACUAAGCUCGAGAAGUUGAUGACGGCCUUCUGCGAACGUCAAGGCAAGGUCGUCGAUUCCGUGCGCUUUCUGUUCGAAGGGCAGCGGGUUCAAAAGAGCGAUACGCCCGAUUCUCUGGAGAUGGCCGACGGCGACACCUUGGAAGUUCACCAGGAACAGGUGGGAGGUGCCUCUCGCCGCUAAUAUUGCCAGCAUUCUAUGAUGAGCGGACCGAUCGCGCCGUUGGCAUGAUUUAUGGAUGAAAUAUGGAUCUGGAAUGGGAGGAUUCGAAGGGUUCGCCGUAUCUCCGAUUUAAGUCAGGUGGCAGUAGAAGCAACGGGGACGACUAUGAACGAGGUCUCCCGCCCCCCAGGGGUUCUUUGCGUGUCCUCGGUACCUCCCUCUCUCCGCCCUAAGUUGG
This is a messenger RNA of Daldinia vernicosa, 830 nucleotides long. RefSeq names its product ubiquitin-like protein. The coding region runs from base 302 to 613 and encodes 103 amino acids. Lineage: Eukaryota; Fungi; Ascomycota; Sordariomycetes; Xylariales; Hypoxylaceae. Gene Ontology annotation, molecular function: protein tag activity; ubiquitin-like protein ligase binding. The record is from RefSeq and is a predicted model, not a curated record. Gene Ontology annotation, biological process: protein sumoylation. Gene Ontology annotation, cellular component: nucleus; septin ring. The transcript has 3 exons.